CUGUCUCCUCGUUCGUGGGGCAGCCAGCUGGGAGCAGCGGGCAGUGAGGCAGCCGGCUCCUCCGCCCCAGCCAGGGGGACGCAGUCAGUAAACACAAAAGUGAGAGCCACUCAAGGGGCAGCCAAAGCAAGAGGAGAGAAAGAGAAGGGAAGAAAAAAAGGGUGAAAAAAAAACCCAGGAAAAAAAAAAAAAAGGAAAAGGAAAGGAAAGCGCUCGCUCGCUCUUUCUCUAGAAUAACAAAAUACCUGAUCGUAACAAAAUAACAUCCUUCAGAAAAAAUUCAGCAGGGACUUGACAUACCAAAAAGGCAAGGCGAGGAGAACGUGCCAGGGCCCGGGGAAGGCGAGCCAAAGCCGCGAUCGCUGCCAGGGCAGGAGAGCAGCAUGUCAAGCGCCGGGGCACACACGGAUGAGCGCUGCCGGCAGCCCGCCUUCCUUCCCGGCCCGCCGCUGCCGCAAGAAGUUGAGAGUAGCAGCGGCAGUGCCAAGGUGCAGAGGAUGUGUGCGGCGAGGCGGAUGCUGCUGCUGCUGCUGGCUUUCCUGGCCUACGCACUGGAUUCAGCGGCUGCGUACGGCACGGCGGAGACCCUCUGCGGUGGGGAGCUGGUGGACACACUGCAGUUCGUCUGCGGGGACAGGGGCUUCUAUUUCAGUAGACCGGUGGGACGAAAUAACCGGCGGAUCAAUCGGGGGAUUGUGGAGGAGUGCUGCUUUCGGAGCUGUGACCUGGCUCUGCUGGAAACAUACUGCGCCAAGUCCGUCAAGUCGGAGCGUGACCUCUCCGCCACCUCCCUGUCAGGCCUGCCAGCCCUCGGCAAGGAGAGCUUCCAGAAGCCCUCGCACGCCAAAUACUCCAAGUAUGACGUGUGGCAGAAGAAGAGCUCCCAGCGGCUGCAGCGGGAAGUGCCCAGCAUCCUGCGGGCUCGCCAGUACCGGUGGCAGGCUGAGGGGCUGCAAGCGGCUGAGGAAGCCAAGGUGCUGCAUCGUCCCCUCAUCUCCCUGCCCAGCCAGAGGCCUCCAGCGGUGCGAGCCUCCCCGGAAACGGCUGGCCCCCAGAAAUGAA
This is a messenger RNA of Pseudopipra pipra, 1062 nucleotides long. RefSeq names its product insulin like growth factor 2 (gene IGF2). The transcript is spliced from 4 exons. Gene Ontology annotation, biological process: regulation of muscle cell differentiation; positive regulation of transcription by RNA polymerase II; positive regulation of insulin receptor signaling pathway. The record is from RefSeq and is a predicted model, not a curated record. Gene Ontology annotation, cellular component: extracellular region. NCBI's taxonomy places the organism in Eukaryota, Metazoa, Chordata, Aves, Passeriformes, Pipridae. Gene Ontology annotation, molecular function: growth factor activity; protein serine/threonine kinase activator activity; hormone activity. Bases 384 to 1061 code for a protein of 225 amino acids.